This is a messenger RNA of Owenia fusiformis, 1223 nucleotides long. The record is from the annotation of a GenBank genome assembly. NCBI's taxonomy places the organism in Eukaryota, Metazoa, Annelida, Polychaeta, Sabellida, Oweniidae.
ACUGGUCAUUCUGAGGUGACACUUCAUGUGAUACAAGGCACAAGCAAAGACAAGAAACUCACACUGAAACAAGUAAAGCUGUCCCUAAACGAUAAUGCACAGUUGGAAAUUCUGGAGAAGAAAAUAAAUGAUGCUAUCAAAUCAAUCACAGAGGGUGUCCGUCCAAGAAGAUUGCUGGCGAUAGUAAAUCCUAUAGGAGGAGGUCAGAUUGGGGAGAAGAUCUACACAACCAAAGCAGCGCCAUUGUUUGCCCUGGCAGGAAUAGAAGUAUUGGUGAAAUUGUCUGAGAGACCUAAACAUGCAAUAGAACUUGCAAGGGAAACAGAUCUGAAGGAUUUUGACGGUGUAGUGGCAGUUGGCGGUGAUGGGACGUUUACAGAAGUGUGUAAUGGUCUUAUAGAAAGGAACCUCAAAGAUGGCGCUCCGAUUCUCCCAAUAGGAAUCAUUCCUGCAGGUACAGGAAAUGCAAUGAUUGAGGGAUUUUCAGGAAGCCAUGACAUCACCGCAGCAGUGCUUACAAUUAUAAGGGGUUCUACCUACAAAAUAAACGCACUUGAGGUAAAAAGUGCUGGGGAUGUUAUCUACUAUGGGACUUUUAUGUUUGGCAUGGGGUUCUUUGGUCAGGUUAUUCACAAAGCUGAAAAGAAGAGACAUUUAAAGAAGUUACGUUACCCAGUAACAAUCAUAACUGGCAUAAAGAACCUCCCAUCUUGCAAUGUAGAGCUUGACAUCACAUACACUAACAAGGAUGGAGAGGAUUUGCAACCAUCGGACUGGACCACUGUUCGUGGGUCGUUCACAUCUGUUAGUUACAUGCCUACAGAUCAAGUCGAUGAUGACGGUUACUGGACAUCAUCCAUAAGAAAUCCUACACUGGAACUCACAUUCAUGCCUGAUGCUACAAGAAUGGAUAUGAUUAAAUUAUUUUAUUGCAUGCUGAAACGAAUGAAUGGUGAAGAUUGGGUCCUUCCUGAAUCAAUGUAUAGUGCACCUUUUCGACAAGUAAAGAUAAAAGCUGUUAAUCCAGAGGAUAAAGUAGCACGAUUGUUAAAUAUUGAUGGAGAGCCCAUCUCGUUAGACAAUCCAGAGGUUGACAUAAGGCUCCUGCACAAGCUACUACCAAUUUACAGUCGCAAUAUACUCAAAUAACUACAAGAGAUGAGUGAAUCACAAACCUCACAUGCAGCUACUCCUAACUUGACUUGUGCAGGACACAUCUGGUU